Dinoponera quadriceps is the source of this 900-nucleotide messenger RNA. Its product is annotated as N-acetyltransferase 10-like. The annotation marks the transcript as partial. The record is from RefSeq and is a predicted model, not a curated record. Gene Ontology annotation, molecular function: 18S rRNA cytidine N-acetyltransferase activity; tRNA binding. Gene Ontology annotation, biological process: rRNA acetylation involved in maturation of SSU-rRNA. Gene Ontology annotation, cellular component: nucleolus; 90S preribosome. The transcript is spliced from 5 exons. Lineage: Eukaryota; Metazoa; Arthropoda; Insecta; Hymenoptera; Formicidae.
CAUAUAUCUACACAAAAGAUCUCUGUACUUGUUACUUUAAAUUGCAUUAUAAAUUAAUGAUGCAUCAAUCUUGCUUUUGGUAUAGUAUAUCCAUCCGACGGAUACACAUAAAUUGAAUCAAGCAGAAUUACUUGUGAUCGACGAAGCAGCAGCAAUUCCUUUACCAUAUGUCAAAGCUAUGCUUGGACCUUAUCUGAUAUUUCUUGCGUCGACUAUAAAUGGAUAUGAAGGCACGGGCCGGUCUUUGUCGCUCAAACUGCUUCAGCAAUUAAGGACACAGACUGUCGGUUCAAACAGUCACGGGAAGAAUGAGGAACAAAAUGAGAAGACUUUUAUUGGGAGGCAAUUGCACGAACUUACUCUUGACGAAUCAAUUCGUUAUAAACCUGGCGAUGCCGUGGAACAGUGGCUGUGCGAUUUGCUUUGUUUGAACGCUACGAUACAAGCACCUAUUUUAUCCGGAUGUCCUCCCCCUGACAUGUGUCAGUUGUAUUACAUAAACAGGGAUACAUUGUUCUCCUACCACAAAGCCUCCGAAUUGUUCUUACAGAGACUGGUUUCUCUGUAUGUUGCAUCACAUUAUAAAAACACACCUAACGACUUGCAAAUGAUGUCUGACGCACCUGCGCAUCAUCUAUUCUGUCUUUUAGGGCCUGUGGAUACUAAUAAAAAGACUUUACCGGAAAUACUAGCUGUUCUUCAAAUUUGCUUAGAAGGUGAAGUCAGUAAAAGUAGCGUGAGUGAAGGUCUCUCGCGAGGUCGCAGAGCAUCCGGCGAUUUGAUACCAUGGACAAUUGCGCAGCAAUAUCAAGAUGAAGAUUUCCCAGUAUUAGCUGGUGCGCGCAUUGUUCGUAUUGCCACGCAUCCAGAUUAUCACAGAGUAUGUUUUUUUAUUACAUA